CAAAAGCCACGUGUAAGACUUUUAAGAAUGGCGAAGGAGCUGAAAGCCUUUCCUAACUAAUUUCAAAUUUACAUCGACAAAAAACAUAGUUGUGACGUGAUCCACAGAUAGAAAUGGCGCCGCCAAUAAACUCCUGUUACAUCAUACAUGGAGAGAUGUCCCUGGUGGUGAUGGGGAUGAAAAGAACUUCCCGAUGGAACAGCGUUCACCAACCGGAGGAUGAUCCUCUGAUGAAAGAAUUUCUGGAACUUAAGAACAUUCUGCAGAAGAUAAAUGAUGUCAACGAAUUGGAGCCAAACGUCUUUCUGUCGCCCUUUCUGGAUGUGAUAAGGUCGGAGGAUACAACGGGACCUGUUACUGGCCUUGCCCUGUCCUCCGUUAACAAGUUUCUUUGCUAUGGUCUCAUCGAGCCAGGUACGGAAAGCGCGGCGGCAGCGAUAGAGAACGUGGCGGACGCGGUGACUCAUGCGCGAUUCGUCGGCACCGACCCCAGCUCUGACGAGGUCGUUCUUAUGAAGAUCCUGCAUGUGCUGCGGACGUUGAUGCUGUCCAGCGUCGGCAUACAGCUAACUAACGAAUCCAUCUGCGAAAUCAUGCAAUCCUGCUUCCGCAUCUCAGAGCUCCUGCGUAAGUCGGCUGAGCAGACGCUAGUGGACAUGGUUCAGCUUCUAUUCUCACGACUGCCUCAGUUCAAGGAGAUGGACAACAAGUUCCAACAUAUCCGUAAGUGUCACAGUGAUGGUGAGAAUGUGUCACAGUGUCAUGGUGAUGGUGAGAAUGUGUCACAGUGUCACAGUGAUGGUGAGAAUGUGUCACAGUGUCAUGGGAUUGUCAUGGUGAUGGUGAGAUGUGUCACAGUGGUUCUGGAUGGUGGAGAAUGGUGUCACAGUGGUUCAUGUGAUGGUGAGGAAAUGGUGUCACAGUGUUCGAGUGAUAGAUUCUCCACCUGCCCCAGCCCCCUCGCUCACACCCCCGCCUCCAGCUGCACCUCCAUCAACACCGUCGGCACGGCGAUGCAGGACGACGCGCCGCGCACCCUCGCCACCGGCGCAGCGCAGGCGGGGGUCACGCCCGCGGACUAUGUCGACACCCGUCUCUCCGAUGCAAUGCAGCAGGACGAGGGCGCCGGCAUCAGCACGGACGUCGGCGCUGACACGACGCAGGGAGAUGGCGCCACUGCAUCUGUUGUCACAAAGCAGGGAAACGAUGUUGUGACGCAUGCGAACGCGGCGCAUGUAGAUGGCGCCGCUGUAUCCACAGACGCGACACAGGUAGAUAGUGUCACCGCGUCAGGUGUCGUGGUCGUCACCGACACCUCGGCAGACGUGACGCGCGGUGACGAGGAGGAGGGGACGGGUGGCGAGGACGGUCAUCACCAGGGGGCGCCGAUGCCAGCAGAAAGCCCGGCAAAGGCGACGACAAGCGAACAGGUUACGUCGGAGGACCAGCAGGGGGCGCUGGACGCCGGGCAAAAUGAAGAAUCGGUUGCGGCCAGUUUCCCAACACCCCCUAUCUCUAACCCGGCAUCGCCAGCGCCACCUAGCACCCUGGAACUGCAAGAGAAACACGUUGUUGACGUCGGGAACAUCAACGUGACUCUGUCGACUACGCCGAUGACCCCUGGUGGCCAAUUAGUAGACAUGGCUCACCUGACUCUUGACUCGGAACCUUACUCCUUGGAUUCGUCCGAGUUGGAAAAUGCAAAAACAAGCGAGCAGGCAUGCGCUGCGCAGAUUGCCAAACUUCCCCAAGAUGUGGCGCUGCACUCUGACGGGCUGAGCGAGGACGUGCGAUUGGACAAGGCGUCGGACGUCGAACACAUCAGCAUCUGUUCUGAGAAGUCGGACGAGCAGUCGCUAGAGGGCGCUGAGGGGGAGUACGUGACGUCGCGCGGCGUGCGAUUCACGCAGCAUCACGCGAAGGAUACGACGGGGAAGCUGCUUCCUCACGGACUGCCCUGCGUCCGAGAGCUCGCUCGCUUCCUCGCUUCUCUCAUCAACCAACACGACAAGUCACACACUGACGUGAUGAUGCACAUGGGCCUCAGUCUGCUGACCGUUGCCUUGGAAACGGGAGCCGACCACAUGGGCCACUUCAACUCGCUGCUCGGCUUGGUGAAGGAUGAGAUGUGCAAGCACCUGUUCAUAUUGUUUCAGUCGGAGAGACUGACGCUGUUCUCUGCAGCUCUGAGUUGCUUCCUGCUGUUCGAAUCGCUCAGAACCCAUCUAAAGUUCCAGCUGGAGAUGUACCUGACGAAGCUGAUGGACAUCAUAGUGUCGGAGAAUCCGCGCAUCCCCUACGAGCAGAAGGAGAUUGCGUUGGACCACCUGGUCGCGCUGUGGCGGAUCCCGGGCCUCGUCACAGAGCUUUACCCUAACUACGACUGCGACCUCUACUGCUCUAACCUGUUCGAAGACAUCACCAAACUCCUGUCCAAGAACUGCUUCCCAGUGUCCGGUCUCUACACGACUCACGUUCUCUCGCUGGACGCCCUGCUAGCAGUGAUUGACAGCAUCGAGUCUCACUGUGUUAACCGCAUGCUGCUCAGCAGCAGCAAGGCUCCCCCGGCAACGACGACGACGAUGACAGACGACGCGGCAACGACGACGACGACGACAAUGACGGACGACGCGGGGGAUGACGUCGGGGACGCUGCUGCCGCCGUGUCGUCAUCGCACCGUGAAGGUUCGUCAGACAUGUCAGGAGCUGACUCCGAUGGUGGCGCCACCGCGCAGUGUCAGGUCGUCGCCGCCGCAGGCCUGCAGCCGAGCGACAGAUGGGAGGAUGGACAGAGCGGCGGGCGGAGGAAGGCGUGGCCGCAGAGUGGCAGCGUGAAGCAGAACAGGAUGAAGAUAUCGACUAACAUCCCGACAGAGGAAGACCUCAUCGCGAUGAAGAAGAAGAAGAAGUUGCUGCAGCAGGGCACUGAGCUGUUCAACCACAAGCCGAGUAAAGGAAUCCAGCACCUGCAGGAGAAGGGUCUCCUCUCCGACCCACACGAGCCGGGGGAGGUCGUCUCCUUCCUCAGGGAGAACCCGCAUCUCGACAAGAAGAUGAUAGGAGAGUACAUCAGCAACCGCAAGAACCUGAAGAUACUGGAGGCCUUCGUAAAGUCGUUUAACUUUGACCAGCUGCGUGUGGACGAGGCAUUGAGACAGUACCUUGAGACAUUCCGAUUGCCUGGUGAGGCCCCGGUCAUCUCUCUACUACUGGAACAUUUCGCUGAACACUGGCACAAGACGAACGGAGAGCCGUUUGCUAACAGUGACGCGGCGUUCACUCUCGCCUAUGCUGUCAUCAUGCUCAACGUCGACCAGCACAACUACAACGUGAAGAAGAACACGAUCCCCAUGACGCUAGACCAAUACAGGAGAAACGUGUCAAAGGUCAACGGAGGUCAGGAUUUCGAUCAGGAUAUGCUAGAAGAGAUCUACAAUGCCACCAAGUCUGAGGAGAUCGUCAUGCCUGCUGAACAGAUGGGACUCGUGCGUGAAAACUACCUGUGGAAGGUGUUGCUGAGGCGCGGCGUCACCGGCGGCUGCUUCAUCCACACUCCCAGCGGUCAGUUUGACCACGACCUGUUCGUGCUCGCGUGGGGACCCACCGUCGCUGCUCUCUCCUUCGUCUUCGACAAGAGUACAGACGAGAUGCUUAUCGCCAAGGCGAUACAGGCGUUCAGGAAAUGUGCGACGGUGUCAGCUUACUACAGCGUCAGCGAUGUGUUUGACAACCUCGUCAUCUCGCUGUGUAAAUUCACCACCCUGCUCAGUGCUCACGAGGCACCGGAGCAAAUCCCAGUCUCAUUUGGUGGUAACAUGAAGGCCCAGCUGUCAGCAAAGACUGUGUUUGCGCUCACGCAUCGCCAUGGCGACAUCCUGCGUGAGGGAUGGAAGAACAUCGUGGACUGCCUGCUACAGCUCUACAAGGCCAAGCUGCUGCCGCAGAUACUGGUGGAGGUGGAAGACUUCUGUGACGUUACCGGACGCAUCUGUCUCAUCCGGGAGGAGACUCAGAACAAUCCGCGAGCCGAGUCCGGCAUCUUCUCCUCAUUCUAUAACUAUCUCACGCUGGCUCAGGAGUCUCCCACACAGAAAGUGCCGACGCCAGAGGAUGAACAGGCGAUGAAGAACGCGCAGCUAUGCAUCAAGGAGUGUCAUCCAGAACAGCUGCUGACAGAGAGCAAGUUCCUACGCCUCGAGUCUCUCCACGAACUUGUCAAGGCGCUGGUCUAUGCAUCACAAGGACCAGAGUCACACUUCGCAGCCGAUCAGGCCUUCGAUGAGGAUGCAGCCGUCUUUAACUUGGAGCUACUCAUCAGAGUGGCUCUGCAGAACAGGGACCGUGUGGCAGCGGUGUGGCAGGUGCUGCGGGAUCACAUCUACAGUCUCGUAGUCAACGCUCAGGAACACACCUUCCUUCUGGAACGCUCCGUCAUCGGCCUCCUACGCCUCGCCAUACGCCUCCUCCGCCGAGACGAAAUCGCUUACCAGGUGGUGGUGUCGCUGCGGAUGCUGCUGCUAGCGAAGGCUUGUGUGCUGUACAGCGUAUCUCGUCACGUCGCGUACGGCCUUCAUGAGCUGCUGCGCACCAACGCUGCCAACAUCCACACCAAGCAGGACUGGUUCACGCUCUUCGCCCUGCUGGAAUGUGUCGGAGCUGGCGCGGCGCCACCUAGUGUCAAACAGGUCACCGCGGAGGCGGCGGCGGCGGAGGCGGGGGCGAAGGCGGCGAAGGCGGCGAGGCUUCGUUCACGUCCUACAGGGGGAGCGCAAUCCGAUUCUGAGAUAGGGGGCAGCAGUGCAGCGAGCGACGGCGGCAUGUCGGACCGGGGUUACACGUCGGACAGCGAGCUGUAUGAGAACAAGGACAAGCUGGAGGUUCAUCCCGUCUCCAGCAGCGAAGGCUGGAUGGUGGUGAAGGUAACCGGGGACAACGCAGACGUGGCCGAACCAUCGCCUCCUGCUCCUCCUCCACCGCCGCCGCCGCCGCAGCAGCAGCGUCAGGGUUGCCGCGGCAACCAGUUCAGCAUCUCGUUGAUGGAGGAGUUACAUUACCACGAGCCGCGGACGUUCCUGCGAUCGUGCGAAUCCCUCGCCUUCCUCGUCCGUGAUGCCGCGCACGUGACUCCGGACAACUUUGAGAGCUGCGUUCACGCGCUGCGCACGUUCGUGGAGGCAAGCCUCAAUGGCGGUCGCUACCUGGCUAACAGGAAACAGCUGAAGGUGCCGGUCACCGACAAGAAGCUAGGCAGAAAGAAGAGCAAGAAGAAGGAGGGCAGCAGUAAGGGAGGGUUCAAGCGAUCUCGCUCCACUCCCAACAACAUGAACGACGCGGGGGAGUCCGACGAUGAAAACCAGGAUGACAGUUACACCGCCAGCUACCACCAGGCGUCUCUGCAGCUACUGGACUUGAUGCACACCCUACACACGCGUGCAGCGUCUAUCUACAGCUCCUGGGAGAUGGAGGAUGGGGACACAGCGCCCCCUGGCAGCGGCAGUGAGAAGCCGGUGGAGCCAGCGUCAGCCAACCUGUGGGAGAGCUGUUGGUGUCCCCUGCUACAGGGUAUCGCUCGUCUGUGCUGCGACGCCAGACGACAGGUGCGAAUGACAGCCCUCACUUACCUGCAGAGGGCGCUACUUGUGCACGACCUACAUAGACUGACGGCACUGGAGUGGGAGAAUUGCUUUAACACGGUGUUGUUUCCGCUGCUGGCGAGGCUGUUGGACAACAUCUGUCCUCAGGACCCGCUUGGUAUGGAGGAGACUCGUGUACGUGGCGCCACCUUGCUGUGUAAGGUGUUCCUACAGCAUCUGACACCGCUGCUGUCCCUGUCCACCUUCACAGCUCUCUGGCUCACCAUACUAGACUUCAUGGACAAGUACAUGCACGCCGACCAGGGCGAUCUGCUGUUUGAAGCCAUCCCGGAAUCGCUCAAGAACAUGCUGCUGGUGAUGGACACGGCUGACGUGUUUGGUAACCGUGACGACAGCAAGCCCUCCAAGCUGUGGGUCGUCACGUGGGACAGGAUCGACGCUUUCCUGCCGGAGCUGAAGAAGGAAGUGUUCAAGGAGAGAACGCCGAGUCCAGAGAGGUCUGUACCCGUGCUCGCGUUGCCGCGAGAUGACGUGUCGCCGCUCCCAGACCAACCGACGCCGGCCAAGCCCGGCGCCGAGGAAACGAGCAGCGAAUCAUCGACCUGUGCGAAGCAGGCGACCUGCACACCGGCGCCCCCUGUCUCGCCGUUGUCGCAGAUACACGCGAAGGUCAAACCCGCAGAUUGCGAGGAUGCGGCGGGGCGGUCUGUGAGCCCGCUGUCAGCGGGAAAGUUCCUUCCUUCUCCCAGCCCGGUCCUCCUCGCUGCACCGCUGCCUCCCCGUUUGCCGCCGCGGCAACCAUCGCCAAGCAACCCGUCGUCAAGGAAGCUGCCGCGGGAACGGUGCUGCCGGGUGUUCAUCCCGAGUCUGUACACGUCGCGUCGCCGGGGGUCGUGGAUCCACGCCUCGACCAGGUUGAAGGCAGGAGUAAUAACUAGUGGACACUAGAAACACGAGACUGUUCAACAAGAGAGAUGACAAGCAACCGUACUGACUUGAAAAUCAUGUGUGCAAUGUGAUAUCGAUGCUGUGUGUGCGUGU
Molecule: messenger RNA, 6635 nt
Organism: Priapulus caudatus
Lineage: Eukaryota; Metazoa; Priapulida; Priapulimorpha; Priapulimorphida; Priapulidae
Product: Golgi-specific brefeldin A-resistance guanine nucleotide exchange factor 1-like
Biological process (GO): regulation of ARF protein signal transduction
Molecular function (GO): guanyl-nucleotide exchange factor activity
Source: RefSeq, a predicted model, not a curated record